This is a messenger RNA of Carassius gibelio (silver crucian carp), 1828 nucleotides long. RefSeq lists its product as uncharacterized. The record is from RefSeq and is a predicted model, not a curated record. Lineage: Eukaryota; Metazoa; Chordata; Actinopteri; Cypriniformes; Cyprinidae. The transcript has 3 exons. The coding region runs from base 441 to 1097 and encodes 218 amino acids.
AGUUUACAAGGGUUGUGUCUCAAAACCUACUGCACAUCUGCACCGUGUUCUAGAAAGAACUUUAUUCUGCGCCCCAAUGAUGUCUAAAAUGCUGUCUAGAUAGGCACCUCACUAGGUAUUGAGACACGGCCACUCUUCAGCUGAUAAAAACUCUUGAACUGGAAACUCACAUCUCAGACGUCUGUUAUGUUUUCACUCUGACGCUUUUUAUUAUUACUAUUUUUUAUGUUCAACGCCCGUUGUUUAUUUCGUGUAUUAUUGUUGUGUUUGUGGAAAUGAAAGGGUUUUCUUUGCUUAUCUAGACAAAUAAGCCGUGAGCAGCUCUGAGUUGAGCUGUGAAAACUGAAGAGCGAGUCAGAUUUUCCAAUAGCUCAUUUCUGAAAAGCACGCGAGCUCCUUUUCUGCCUGCUGAUCUAUAAUAGUCUGUGAGUAUCACCAGUAUGCUGUUGCUCCAGGACAGAAUGAGAAGGACUUGUUUGUCCUGGUGCCUGUUCCUGCUGUUUGUCUGGUACCCAGCGGGCAGCAUAGUGACAGAGCUUGAGCUGGAGGAUACGUACCGGGACUGGGACUUGGGUUCUGGGUUACACGAACUCCUAAACAGCUUUCCAGCUGAUAGUCCAUUUGUCAGAGAGGCGCCUGGCAGGCCGGCCAACUGCACUCAGCGCUUCUGGCUUCCUCCAUCCUCCCCUGUGUGCUGGGAUGAUAUAGCAGGCCCAGAGGAGUUUGAGAAGUCCCGCCUUCUCGUGCUGCAGAACAGGGCCGCCCUGCAGGCUGUAUCCACAUCUAGUGGUCUCGAGGAAGGAGGUGCGUCCUAUGAUCAACAGGCCAGGGAGAACAUGCAGGGCAUCCGGGCUGACCAUCUCGCUGUGGCCCAGACCGCUGAUACAAUGCAGAAGGUGUUCAUGGAUUUAGAUGAGAAGAGGAAGGAGGGGAAAGAGCAUUAUACCUUCUCAAGUCUGAAGGAGCAAACUGACAACACGAAAGACUCCAUUGCUAAAAAGGAGCAAGUAGCAGCUCUUCUAGAGAAACAUCUUGCCAAUCUGGAGAGGUCUUUGAACACUAUGCAGCUUCGACUGUCCAAACUACUUCCCCAGUAAUUUCAUUUGAGCAGCACAACCUACACAUGUAGAAAAUACUAUAAUGCAUGUUUUAUUAUAACACUUUCUCAAACAAACAAGGCUUGUAUGAUCAUGUACUGCAUGCCAACAGCACCCUGUUUUUCUCUUUUGGUGCAUAUCUUCCUCUUGUUUUUUUUAUGGAAUAAAUAAUAGGUAAUGGAAAUAAAAUAUAUUUUUAUUUCCCCAAACUAUAGACUGUUCCCUACGAAUGUAAGGUACAAUUAUAUUACGCUUAAUAAAAAAACACAACAGUUCACUUUCAAAUGUUUCACACGUCAUAGAUUUUGACUGACUGCCAUAUUGAAAAUAAGAUUAAAGUAAACACAUAAUCAGCAAAAGUAUUUAUUCAAAAUACAAAAUUCUAACUGUUCAAGCAUUUAAAAACUCUACAGUGCACUAUAUAAAUCUUAAGCUGCAGUCCAGAGUCAAGUAUUAAACACAUUUUUAUCACCAGUGGUUAAAAUGUUAAAGCAUAGUCAUGAAAUAUAUCUCUAAGAUACGUUUCACCCCCUUAGAAAAUCAUUUUACGUAUGCAUAUGAGCAAGGUCUUAUUUCACAUUGAAUGAAAUGGACUGGACAGAUGUUUGGAUCUUCCCUAAACAUACAAAUCAUGGUGUCAAGCAUAAAUAAAACCCCAAUGAUGCAUGACGAAACACCAUAUAACCUGGUUUCCAGGACUCCGAGUGGUUCAGCUGUGAAUCUAUUGGACA